This is a messenger RNA of Phalaenopsis equestris, 2167 nucleotides long. RefSeq lists its product as uncharacterized. The record is from RefSeq and is a predicted model, not a curated record. Bases 268 to 1812 code for a protein of 514 amino acids. The transcript has 5 exons. NCBI's taxonomy places the organism in Eukaryota, Viridiplantae, Streptophyta, Magnoliopsida, Asparagales, Orchidaceae.
CAUUCGAAUAUUGUGCUGAGAUAAUGUGACCGUUGCCCAACGGUCGAAAAAAAUAAAAUCCUCAUCUCUUGCUCUUUUUGGAUACCCUCAAUCCGCCGACGAUUAAGUAGAAGGGUGAUAAUUGGUAAACAAAGAAUCGCACGGCUGUCCCAGGAACCAAAAAGCAAUCCCUAACUGAGCGAUCUCUGCUUGAGGAACUACCAAAAUCUGAAAACAUCGGCGAGUUUAAACCAAGAAAACGAGCUUGGGGUUGUAAUCUUGAGAACAAUGGGGGCAUUGGUUCCUGGGAUUCUUCUGAAGCUUUUGGAUGGAAUGAAUGCUGGAAGCAUAAAGCCUGUGGGUGAGCACCGCAGCGCUCUUCUUCAAGUGACCGACAUUGUUCCUGCGGACCUUGAUGAGAAGGAUCUCUUGCCUAAACAUGGGUUCUAUAUUAAAUUAUCUGAUUCCUCCCAGUCAAUUUAUGUCACUUUACCCCCUGAUCAAGAUGACCUAGUUCUCAGCAACAAGAUCCAGUUGGGACAGUUCAUCAGCGUUGAUAGAUUGAAGCCAGGUUCCCCUGUGCCUGUUAUAUAUGGUGUGAAGCCACUACCAGGAAGGCAUCCAUUUAUUGGAACCCCUGAACCAAUUGCCCGAAAUAGAAAUCAUGGAGAGAAAUCAGAUUAUAAAGAAGUUAAAUCAAGGCAAAGAAAGCCAUGGGAAUCAGAGAAAAAACCUUUGAUUGGAGCUUCUUCUCCAAUGGUUGUUAAGCCCACAAAUUUAGAUUUCGACUCCAUUACUCCAACACCAGCAAAGAUGACUUCCAAAUCGGGGAAAAUCGGCAUCUGUAGAACUUCUGUUGGUGAUGUUCUGUCCAGAGUGGUAGAGAUAAAGGAAUCUGGCUCGAGGUUGAUGACUAAAAGAUAUGGAUUGUCAAAGCAUCCGAAAGGUGGGAACAGCCCAGGAAAGGAGUCGAAGAUUUCAAAGAGUCCCUUCUCCACCGAAAAGAAUUUGCUUUUUGCCUCGUCUAGAGUUAGAGUAAAAACAAUGGGCGGCGAGUCAAAUGACUCUAAAAAUAACGCCAAAGAUCGCUGGAAGAUGCCUGCAAAGCUCUGUCUUCUCCAAAAGGAGUCCAUGUUGAAUAAAGAGACGGCUCAAAAGGUUGCACUCCAAGCACUGAGAGAUGCUUCUGCUGCAGAGAAUCUUUUUCGGGUUGUCAAGAUUUUGUCAGACUUGAUUACGAUUGCAAAGCCAGAUUUCCCUGCCACUGUUUUAGAAGAAUACCUCCACUUUCACGAAGAGAUCAUGCGGGUUGUGGUUGAUAUGGAGAAGAUUCGAGCAGCAACACAAACAUCCAUGGAAUCAUCCAUGGAAAGUGAAAAGGAAAAUGAGCAGCAGUCAUUAUUUCAGGAGAUCUCAAACAAUUUGAACUCUUUCAAGAGAAAAGGGUCUCGGUUGAAAACAAAUACUUGUAGAAAAGUGAGAGCAAGUCCAAAGGUGAAGACUACUGCUGAGAUAAAAAUAGCUGACGAUGUGCAUGUGGAUCAGAAAAAAAUAGAACUUUGUUCUAGCCUAAGCAACACAAUUAGAUUGGCCAAGGAGGUGGAGACAGAAGCUGGAAAUUGGUUCAUGGAAUUCUUGGAGUUAGCAUUAGAGUCAGAAAAGAAGAAGAAAGGUGGAGAAGGACGGCAGAGUUUAUGUAAGUAUCCACAGUCAUUACUGCUGAAGGUUAUCAACUGGGUAGAGGUGGAGCAAAGCGAUGGUAGUAAGAGGCCAGCUCAUCCCAGGGCAGCAUUUGUAGCUAGAAAGCUAAGAAUCAAAGCAAAGAAUCCCUAAAUAUGAUAUGUUUAAUUUUUUCUUUGAAGCAGCCUAAAAAUGUGAAUUUGGGGUCGUAUUCAUUCUUUUUUUUCUAUCCUUGUAAUGUUGCUAUGGUUUUUUGUUCAUUUGAAUCUAGAUUCUCAUCCAUGCCAAAUUGUUAUAGAAGUUGUUGCAUACGAUUAGUUGGGAGGCAGGCUUUGAUGUUGCAAUAGGACAAAAAAAUAUGUCCAGCAAUGGCCUCAAAAACUUUUAAACCUGAAAACAUAUGCUGCCUCUGAAUUCUGUCAAAACAGAAGAUGAUCACAAUUUUUACUUGAGAGAAAUUAGGGGCGUGGUUUUGAGUGUGAUGAUGUAAUGCUAUCCCAUUUAGUAA